AUUUUUUAAUAAUGGAAAACAAAGAGUUAGAGUAAGAAAUCAAAAAGAAAAUUACAAACAUCCCACUCAAAGAUAGAGCAAAAGUUACAGCUCUCAGAUACUAUUUAAAUAAAUGCAAACAAGCUGAUACAGACAUGGAAACUACUUGUGAUAAUAUCCAAUCGAAAUACGACAAAUUGAGUAUGCCCAUCUAUCAAAGAGUAAGACUCACAUAUAUCUCAUUCAUUAGGCUGAUGAAAUUAUUUUGGGCACAGCCUAAUUGAACGAAUAAAACCUUGGUUUGGCAGCUAAAUUACUAUCAGAGGAAGAAUUACAAUAAUUCAAUGAAGCUCCCAAAGAAUCCAAAGCCAUUCCUGAUUAUUGGUUGAAAGUGUUUAAGAAUGCCGAUUUGUAGGAAUUGCCAUUAUCUGAAAGAGAUGCUGAAGCAUUCAAGUUCUUACAGAAAAUUGAAUUCACAUUGGCUGAGAAUGAUUCAGACUUCUUCCUCAAAUUCCACUUUGCAGAAAAUCCAUUCUUCAAAUAAACCGUUUUGGAGAAGAAGUUCUAUUACGAAGAUGAUGAAUUGACUAAAGUAGAAGCAACAAAAAUCGAAUGGCAUGAUGGAAAGAAUUUAACUAAGAAAUUAAUUAAGAAGGUAUUCUAGUUUGUUGAUAAAUUGUUUAGAAAUAAAGAAAUAAGAAGACAGGGUAAUUUAGAGUGAUUUCUAAGGAAGUUGAUGACGAGAGUUUCUUCUUGUUUUUCAGAUCAAUUGACAUAUCCAAUAAGGAGAAAUAUGACAAAUUACCUGAAGAUGAAGUAUUCAUUUGAAUUUAAAAGUGUAGUAAAUCUCAUUGUAAGGUCAAUUGGAUGUUGAUUAGGAUGUGGGCAGAGAGAUAGUUGAUGAAUUGUUGCCAUAUUCUCUUGAAUACUUUUUGGGAAUAAAGGAAUUCAAGACUGAAGAUGAUGCUGGUGCUGAAGGAGAGGAGGAUGAUGAAGAAGAUGAUGAGGAAGUAGAAGUUCCAGCAAAAGGACAAAAUAAGGGAAUGGACAAGAAGAAGAAAUGA
Messenger RNA from Paramecium octaurelia, 1043 nucleotides. Lineage: Eukaryota; Ciliophora; Oligohymenophorea; Peniculida; Parameciidae. The record is from the annotation of a GenBank genome assembly.